Striga asiatica is the source of this 783-nucleotide messenger RNA. The record is from the annotation of a GenBank genome assembly. Lineage: Eukaryota; Viridiplantae; Streptophyta; Magnoliopsida; Lamiales; Orobanchaceae.
AUGACCACGAACGAGUUGCAACCAACAUUCAUUUUGGACGAAUCUCUAUACACUCUGUGCUUUCAGGCAGAUGUUUCGAUAUUAUUCCAAGUCGAGACAUCUGUUAUGAAAAAACCAUUCCCAUCCGACAUUAUUCGUAUCGGUUGUGAUGGUCUCUUGUUGAAAUCUUCGGUUUUAGAUGGUGAGGGUACUAAUACUAUCACUCUUAGUAUUCAAAAUCCCUUGACAAGGCAAAACCUUGUUAUCCCUCCGCUUCAUGGGAUAAAGAUAAACGAAUUUACGAGGUACGGUGUUGCGUAUGCACCGGUUUCCAAAGUGUACAAGGUGGCUUUAGCAUUACCUCCCGAGUCAGAGGACUCGACAACCGAAGCCAAAUGCUGCUAUAUAUUUACUGUUGGAGAUAUUCACGGCUCGUGGAGAAAUGUGUCUACUGCGCACUUGUCUAUUGCGGAUAAGAAAGCAUUUGAAGGUCAGCCGUUGACUUAUGAAGGGGGAUUUAUCCACUGGAUCGCGCUCGACAAUGACCGAGUUUUGACUAUGGAUAUUGAAACAGAGACUAUUAAAGAGACUCCUCUGCCUAUCAAUGAAGUUGAUGCACAGCCAACGGUAUUUCUGUCAACGGGGGAAUAUCUGUCCUUUUUGGUGCUUGUUUUUGGUGAUGCGAAUGAGCCAUCGAUUUUUGUAUACCAUCUUGAUACUAAGGAGAUGGUAACAUUAGAGCUUCCUGAACAAGUGCACUAUUUGUGUCCUAUAAUCCACAAGAAUAGCCUCAUCCGGUUUUAG